AUGGGGGUCAUCUACAACUUGAGAGGUAGCGGUGGCUAUAUUGCUAGUGGUAGUGAGGCUGACAGUCAUGUCAACAUGCUAAAAUCUAGAGGAGUGGAAAGCAAUAUGGUGACUAAUGGGUCUCGUACCUAUUGUCAUUCAAAACUACCAGUGUGCUCCUAUAUUUUCCGCAACAGUGCUGUACUGACGGAAGGGAAUGCAAGCGCGAAUACUGUCGCUAAUAGCAAACGAGGAACUCUGCUGCAACUACCGAGCCUGAAAUGGAUUACAAGUAAGUACACUAGUCUUAACUAUCUAUAUCUUUGUACACAUCGUACAACCACGGUGGCUCAAAUGCAUUCAAUGGGAUCUCAUACAUGGGAGGAUGAGCAGGCCUUCCGCGCCAUCAGCUUUAAAUGGUCAACUGCCUGGGACAUGAAAGAUAGAGAUUUAUUUUGCUCCAUUACUACGGCUGAGAUUACUGUGGACUACUCAGAUUACCCUGCCGUCCCUCUAGAUCGGCUCACACUUACCCCGGACAAUUUUUUUGCCUUUGCAUUCAAGAAGACUUCCCUGGGUGACCCCAACUUACAAACCCAGCAUCUCCUAGGGUUAGGCAUUUAUACUUAUGUAAACGAUGCUGAGGCAAAAGGCAACUAUCAGGUUCGAGCGCGACAUGUUCGCAGAUUCUCCAACGGAAAGGACGUUGAGUGGGAUAGUAGCUGUUACGUUGAGCAUGUUUACACCAAGGUAUGCUACGUUUCGGGUUUCACGCAUAAAUUCGCAUUUCCCCUUUCUGUUGAUUGA
Fusarium venenatum is the source of this 786-nucleotide messenger RNA. RefSeq lists its product as uncharacterized. The record is from RefSeq and is a predicted model, not a curated record. Gene Ontology annotation, molecular function: scytalone dehydratase activity. Gene Ontology annotation, biological process: melanin metabolic process. NCBI's taxonomy places the organism in Eukaryota, Fungi, Ascomycota, Sordariomycetes, Hypocreales, Nectriaceae.